Molecule: messenger RNA, 1794 nt
Organism: Capsella rubella
Lineage: Eukaryota; Viridiplantae; Streptophyta; Magnoliopsida; Brassicales; Brassicaceae
Product: tRNA-specific adenosine deaminase 2
Exons: 8
Coding region: 968-1549 (193 amino acids)
Biological process (GO): proteasome assembly; tRNA wobble adenosine to inosine editing
Molecular function (GO): zinc ion binding; tRNA-specific adenosine-34 deaminase activity
Source: RefSeq, a predicted model, not a curated record
UAGAUAUUUCUUUUGAGUUUGUUUCUCCUCUUUGUUUAGGUCCUUACCAUUUAUCUGCUGAAAUUUUGUGAAUGAUUCUAACAUAUCUAAGAUCGAAUGAGUUUUCUUAAGACUGUAUCUUCUCCAUAUUCAAAGAGUUGGUUCCUUUAUCCCUGACUUUCAAAAUGUGUUUUUGUUCUCUUCCUCUUCUUGUCAAUUUGGCCUGUCUGUUUCGUCGCCCAAAUUUGGAAGCUAUGUGGUGAUGCAUUAUUUGCAUGCUUGAUCUUUUUUUGUUCUGUAAGCAAGGCAAAUCCUUAGGACAAGCCAAAGUGUGUAACUAUGAUUGAACCAUUCCUCUUUCCCUCUAUAUUUGUCACUUGCAGACCAGACCUGUAUUGAUAAUCUUACCAUAAAAAAAAUUAUGUGUGUAUGUUGAUCACACUUGUAGAUAAAUCAACUUACAGUAUUUGGAUUUUGAGUAAUCAGAACAGGGUUACCAAAACCGGAAUUUCGAAAUUCAGUUCGGUUUCAGAUUUAUACGUCACCAAAUUACUUUAGACGUGUUUUAGGUUUCUCGGUUCGGUGUGGUUUGGCUUUUAAACCUAAACUUAACCAAAAAAAACCUAAACUUAAAGUUUUAUGUUCGAGAGAUUCGAAGACCAAACCUCCUCCUAAGCAACAGACACUAUUCAUCUUCCAUCUCCAACUAGGGAACGGCAAAACUCCGACGACCCUAAAGAUAAACGACGUCGUUUAGCAUAUGAGUUUUAACAUCCACAAAACGGCGUCAUUUUAGAUGGAUUGCUUUCUUAUUCUGCCGUGCCGAGACGAUUUGCGAGGAAGCUUGGAGCUUGUUGCUUGUAGUUCGUUGCGGCGUUUGUCUGAAUUUUGUGGUUAGAAAAUUUCUUUGUAUCUUCUUUCAUUGGAUUCUUUGCUUCCUCAAGAGGUUUCGUUACUUACUCACUCUGGUGAAGCCGAGUAUAAAGAUAUGACAACAGUAAAAGAGGACCAUUGUGAGGAUUCUCCUCAGAUGUAUAUGGGAUUUGCUCUAGACCAGGCUAGACUUGCUCUGGAGGCUCUUGAAGUUCCCGUGGGAUGUGUUAUUCUUGAGGAUGGUAAGGUCAUUGCUUCAGGGCGAAACCGAACAAAUGAGACACGCAAUGCCACAAGACAUGCAGAGAUGGAAGCAAUUGAUCAACUAGUCGGACAAUGGCAGAAAAAUGGACUCUCACCUUCACAAGUCGCUGAGAAAUUCUCGAAAUGCAUUCUUUACGUAACAUGCGAACCUUGCAUAAUGUGUGCAUCGGCUUUAUCGUUUUUCGGUAUAAAGGAAGUGUAUUAUGGAUGUGCAAAUGAUAAAUUUGGUGGAUGUGGUUCGAUCUUAUCGCUUCACGUAGGCAGUCCUCAGCCGUCUGAUACUCGGGAAGAAGCUCAGAGAGGCAAAGGGUACAAGUGCAGAGGAGGAAUCAUGGCAGAAGAAGCUGUCUCUCUUUUCAAAUGUUUCUAUGAGCAAGGCAAUCCCAACGCCCCAAAGCCACACCGCCCGGUAAUUCAAAGAGAGAGGACUUGAGGUUCAUAGGACUCUGCAUUGAAAGCUUGCUCUACAGAACAAAUAACAUGAUUUGGGGACUGUAAGAACAACAUCAAACCACUUAACAUUGCCCCAAAUCUCAUCUCAAUCGCGUCUUACAAUCCAAGAAAGAGACUCUAACGGGGUGUAUUCAAAGUAGAAUUUUAGGAGAUUUGUGUAGGACUUAUAAAUCUAGUGUUAUUCAAACAUAAAAAUUCUCAUGAAAUCCACUGUUAUUCAACUAA